AUGAGUUCUAAUGAGGUGCCUAGUAAUGAGAAUGGCGAUGAUAAAUCGUCGAUGCCUUCUACUCCGACUACAACCGGUGAAUACAAUCGUACAUUUUCACAAGAUUUACGUCAUCUUGAUGAUGCUCUUACAUACGCCAUUGAUCAAUUGACAGUGUUUAAUCGUGAAAUUAUGUCUGAUCUAUCUCUGAAAUAUGAAUUAAUGCGUACCAACGAAAGUCGUGUAAUUGGUUUUUUCGCUCGUCAACAAUUAAUGUUAUCACAAUUGCCAAAAACCAAUAAUCAAAAUGGUGGAUUUCAUAGUGAAUAUUCCAAACUUGAUCGAUUUUUAUCUGUAAUUAAUCUCAAUAAAAAAUCGAUUGAAUAUAUUGCAAAACGUAUGACAUUUGAUGAUUUAUUAAAUGGAAAAGCUACUAUCCGUGAAAAACUCUUAUACGAUGCUGAAACUACAGAAGCUGAACGAAAAGAUUUUCGUAAUGCACUUAAUGCAUUAAAAGACUGUAUUGAUUAUUUUUCUCAUGGUGGUACUAAUGAUAAUGGACGUUUCUAUUGGCAUAUUGAAACACCACCCCCAACAACAGUUACACCUUAUUCUAUUCGUCAACAUCGUUUGUCAGAUACUGCACUAUCAGUACCACUCAACACAGAUUCAGGACGAUCACCAUCUGUAUCUUUAUCUCUUUCGACUGAAUUUGGAGCUGUAAAAAACAAUAACAAUCAAACAACAAUAACAUCAUUACCACCUGUAACACGAAAUAAUUUCACUCAUAUGCCUCCACCAUCUCGUUCCACUCAUUUAUAUGUUAAUGGUAAAGGAAAAUGUGAACAUCCAAGUAAGAAAAGUUCUGUUGAUCCAUCAAUAUUUGCAAAUGUUAAUCCAUCACGUAGUAUAGAUCUACAGAUACCUGAUGGUGGUUCAGCAUCUCGUCGAAGUUCUUAUGGUUCUGAUACAGAAAGUCAAUUGCCAUCUGAAUUUGAGCACAGUCUUAAGAAUGAAACACUCAAUCUUUCUCAUAAUUUGGCUGCACGUAAGAUUGCUAUGGCUUCAUAUAAGAAUUACUAUCAUUCAAAUUCAAUGCCAUCAUCAAUAAUGAAACAACAAACAAGAUUAGAUUUUAUUGGAAAAAUUAUAAAUAGUAAUAUACAGUUAAAUUCAGAUAAUAAUAUAAAUGAUGAAAAUAAAAUUAUAUCAAAACCUACAAAAAAACGAUUUUGGGAUAGAUCUUUUUCUAAAGAUGGUACAGCAACACCUAAUUCACCAACUAUACGUUCACCUACAAUGCCCGGUUCACCAAUGGGUUCAGCAUGUAAUAGCGAUACUGAAAAUGAUCCAAAAACCUCAAGUAUCCCCAUUUACAAUAUUCAUUCUCCUAUACUCGGACAUCGAAUGGCACAUAAAAUUCAACACAAGUUUGACAGGACACGAGUAUUCAAAUUUUCCUUUUGUGACGUCUGUAAGAGACAGGUGUUUCGAGGAAAAGCAUGUCUUCAUUGCAAAUACAAAUGCCAUAAAGAAUGUGUUUCAAAUGCUCCGGCUAAUUGUGGUUUUAGUGAAGGAAAAUUUCGACAAGUUAUCGAUAAUACUGAUAUUCAAAAUGCUUUUGUUAAUUCCAGCCCAUCAACACGAAAAUAUCAUUUUACUCCGUCUGAUAGCACAAGUCCAACACCAUCGACUCCAAUCUCAGCUCCUGGAUCACCUGCACCACAUCCAUUAAUUCCUGGUUAUAAUUUUACUUCUUCAACAUUAAAUGGCAAUCCAUCGAUAUGUGUUAGUGAAUCGAUUUAUUGCAAAAAUCCUGAAUCUCAAUCCGAUUGUGAUACGAAUUCAACAAUUCACACAGAUCCUGGAACCAAUGUGACAGAUCUACCUCAGACACCACAUAGUAAACUUGUACAACAAUCAUCAUAUAGUGAACCCGUACAUCCUAGCCGAGAAGAUUUUAAAUCAAAACUUGCAAUUUCAUUUGAUGAUGAUGAUGUAGUUGAUCCAGAAAAACGAAGUAUUAAUCUUUCAACGUCAAUACAAGAUUGGGUAAUUGUAUUUAAUAAUAUAAAAAUGAUUGAAGAAGUACGACGAUCAUCUGGAACAUUAAUGAAAGCUCAUUGGCACGGAGAACUUGCUGUAAGAAUAAUAAAACCUGAUCCUAAAAUAAGUGAAGUUGAAUUUUUAAAUCAAUUUAAAAACCAAAUAUUUCGAUUAAGAAAAGUUCGACAUGAACAUUUAAAUCUAUACACAGGUGUUUGUAUUGAAAAUCCUAAUUUUGCAAUUGCUUCAAAUUGGAUUCGUGGUGCAACUCUAUUUGAAAUGAUUCAUAUACGUAAUGAUUUAAUUCCGCUCAAUUUAGCUGUAAAUUAUGCUGCUCAAAUAGCUCAAGCCAUGAGUUAUUUACAUGAAAAAUCUAUAAAUCAUAUGUCUUUACGUACAUCAAAUAUAUUUGUACAAAAUAAUCGAAUUAUUUUAACUGAUUAUGGUUUAAUACCAUUGAGUAAAUGUUAUCGAUAUACAACUCAUCCAGCUAUAAUAGCACCACGUGGAUGGCUUAGUUAUUUAGCACCAGAAAUAAUACGUAAACUCGAUCCACGUCAUGAACAAACACUUUUACAACAUACACCUCAAACAGAUGUUUAUGCAUUUGGAACCGUUUGGUAUGAGCUUCUAUUUCGAGAAUUUCCAUUUUCAAAACAACCACCAGAAUAUAUUAUAUGGAGAGCAGGAAACUCACUCAAACAACCAUUGAGUAGUGUUCAUAUUAGUAAAAAUGCUAAAGAUAUUAUUAAUCAAUGUUGGUCAUUUGUACCAGAUGAUCGUCCGGAUUUUGCAAUGUUAUGUAAAUCUCUAACAAAAAUGCCAGGUAAACGAACAUUAGUUCGAUCUCCGUCAACACCACUUCAGUAUCAUGGACAUCAAAUAUCAAACCAUCAUUUUAGUUAA
Molecule: messenger RNA, 2931 nt
Organism: Rotaria sp. Silwood1
Lineage: Eukaryota; Metazoa; Rotifera; Eurotatoria; Philodinida; Philodinidae
Source: the annotation of a GenBank genome assembly